Molecule: messenger RNA, 3993 nt
Organism: Folsomia candida
Lineage: Eukaryota; Metazoa; Arthropoda; Collembola; Entomobryomorpha; Isotomidae
Exons: 4
Coding region: 1316-3703 (795 amino acids)
Cellular component (GO): chitin-based extracellular matrix
Molecular function (GO): structural constituent of chitin-based larval cuticle
Source: RefSeq, a predicted model, not a curated record
AUCAUUACAUUACUUAACUUUAUCCACAGAAUGAAGUAAUUAUUUCCAGCUUUUGUAAAUAUAACUUCAUAAAAUUUUGCAUGUGCCAAGCCAAGAUCCUGUUCAUAAUAAAAUGUGCCGUCCGUGUGGAGUGUGAACAUUUUGGGGCUUGAUUACCUUCACUCAAGCAUUCACUACUUGACUACAAGUAUAAUAUUUACUGUAUGGUGUGCACAUAAUAAUAAUACGAAAGGGAAAGAGAUCUUCAAAAAGGUGGGACCUUGGCUUUGAGAUUUAAGCGUGAUUAUUUAGUGCUGCUGAGCGUGGUAGUUGACGCGGAUCCCUUUACUACAAACUUCCGCACUUCCUCAUCCACCAAUUCAUUAGCAAGAUUUAGACAUUACGUUAGUUAGCGCAGUUUCACUCGUUAAAUAUAAGCUGCUUAAAUACUUUUAAUUUCCGUUUCAAUCCACAAUUGAAUUACCUGUUGUACCCAAGAAAAUUAAAAUUAGAGGAUCCACAAAACUACAUCCUUCCGCUGAGGCGUUUAAUUUACAAGAAAUUUACAAAUUGGGCACUGCACUUUUUUUUCUCCUUGGCUGAUAACAAUGUAGAUUUGUAGGGAAUGAAAAUGAAUAAUAUAGCGGUACUUUGGCCCCCUUUUUCACGAGAGACGACUCUCGCUCAGUACUACUGAAAUGUUGCCUCUUCUCCUAUUCGACAGACCAUGUUACAAGUUUACCAAGUAAGAAAGACUCAUUAAAUGAAUGUCAGUCAGUCAGUGUAAUUGAGGGAUGGCCCACAACAUAAUAUAACAGCCUCUAACAACCAACGGUACAUUUCCUGUUUGGGUCAACUGCAUUGUCUCACGUAAAUAAUCUCUGGUUUAGUCGUGUUAAACUUGAAAACUGAUUUAAAGAAAAUGCAUCACAGAGACAAGUUCGCAGUUUAGAAAUACAAGUUGUUUGCCCAGUUUCAAAUUGAGACGAGCUAGAGCUAGACAAACUUUGGAAAGGGAUCAAUCAGUAAAGUAAACUAAAAAAAAAAAAGUAAAUAUUUAUUCCUGUACGAGGGAGGAAGUAGGAAGUGUGUCCGUGUAAAAAAUGGUGCGUGGCGUCCUUUUCAACUGGGAUUUCGAACUUGACUUUGACAUGAUAGUGAAAAGUGUGAGACAAACGAUUUCAAUUUUGGCCUGGACGUGGGCUCUGUUCAUCUUCUUUCUGAGCUACUUUGGUCAAGGGGGUGGAGACUAUAAUCACGUCAAUAAUGACAUGGAAGACGUUCCGAUCCACCCUGCGCCACUAUUUUCAUCCGUUUUCGUACCCAUUCUUCGAGUAUGGGUGGGAUCCAACUAGUUCAAAAAGUCAUUAACUUUAAACAGUUCCAGUCAAGUCAUCAAAUCAAUCGUUUAUUUAUGUAUGCAGUUUCCAAUCUGCUCCUAGUCGCAAGCACCCUCGGUCAGACUGAGAAGAAGAAUAAGGCGUUAUCAGACGAGACCCCACCAGGAUCCGCGGGACAUCACGGGUCCGUCCAGUCGGGACAAUUUCUUCUUACCAAUAAUGAAAACUAUGGUCUUCAGAUCUCACACACGCCGUACAGCUCUAAUCCUGCGGAAGAAGAGCAGUUGCCAAAAGCGCAAAAGUUGAGACAACAGCAAUACCAAAAUGCCGUUCCUGCUGGAGGAGAGACUUUUUGUGCGGGGUGCACAUCGCUCAGUAAUCCGCAACAGGAUGAACAGUAUUACAAUAACAAUGCCCAACAGCCCCAAAAUGCGUAUGCAGUUCCAGUCCAGCAAAAACAGCAACGCUACCAACGCCCUCAACAAGUGCCAUACUCGACCGGACAUAAUAGCAACAUUGGGAAUAACGCAAUUCAACAACAACAACCGGGUUACAGCUAUUCCGUAAAUUUAGAGGGACCAUCAGGAGGUCAAAGAGAUUCAUCGUGGGGAUGGAAUAGCUGGAAUCAACAACAACAACCACAAGCUCAGGUUAGAGCGUCGCAGCCAAUGCAACAGUACCAAUGGGGACAAAGGAACCCACCGAAUCAGCAGAAGCAACAGGUCCGGUCAGGUUGGGUGCCUCCUCAGCAACACCAACAAUACCACCGAGAAUUGACAGCCCCCGCAGUACAACAGCACCUUCGAAUCAAUGAUGAUGGUCAAUACAGUUUCGGAUACAAUGCUGCCGACUCGUCUCGACAAGAACAACGAGGUCUGGACGGCACAGUUUCUGGGUCGUAUGCCUACACUGACGGGACUGGCCAACAGGUUCAAGUCGAUUAUCGAGCAUCUCCUGAACAAGGGUACCAAGCUUUCGGACCCAGUAUUCCUAACCCUGCUCCAGUCCCUCAGUUUCAAGUACCAGCCGUUCCUCAAGACACACCGGAAGUCCAGGCCGCACGAGCCCAGUUCUUCGAGGCGUACAACCAACAACUAAAAUUCAUUGAAGAUGCAAAAGCUCGUGCAAUUGAGGCUCAACAGACUUCUGCGUCCAACAAAUCUGAUAACGUCGUUGCCGUUCAUGCCACUGGAAAAGAUAAUAAAAACACGACGACCCCGUCAUCCAGCGAGGAUCAAGACGCCACCACAACAAACCAACCAAACAAACAAUUCAACUCCACCGAUUUCAAAAAUCUUCCCGAACCGAUCGCAAUUCCUGAUAAAAACGGAGUUAAUCCAGGCCCAGAAAACCAGGAGGACGACGAGCUAGAAAAUGACGCCGUCGUAAUCGGCCGAGAAGACGAGGAACCUUCUUCCGUUCCAGCCGCGGUAAAGGUUCCACCAAAAACGGUCACGCCACCAAAUCAACAACCAAACCAGGAUGCACCCCCUCAAGCAGGAUAUUCCUUCAGCGUUCUGGUUGGAGAUCAGGGCGGAGCUAAUUAUGGAGGGUACAAUCAAAACCAAUGGCCUCAGUGGGGAUCUCAGUACCAAUAUCAGCAACAACAACCUUUUACCGUCGGAUAUCAGUACCCAGCACCACAAGAGCAAAACAAUCCAGUUGCAAUGGCACCACCACCAGCACCGGUGGAUUCCUCUUACCAAUUUAGCCACAUGGUGGGUGUACCCCAGCAACAAGCACUGGGUUAUCACCCCCAGCAGCAGUCUCAGCAGCAGCAGCAAUAUCAAAUCUCUGUCCCCAACCAGGCCAACACAGUUUCUGGAAAUACGCAAUCAAAUACUGAUCAACCCCCCAAUCAUGUCGGUGGCGAUGAUAAGACACGGGCAACUCAACCAGGGUACUUUUACUACGUCUCUGUCGGUGGAUCGCCGCACUACAUGACCUCGAAUAACGACGCGUUCACCUCUAAAUUCCCCACCUCUCUCAAGGCCCAUCUCGCCGGAUCGAUUCCAAUGGAUGCGAGACACGACCCUCAAGUGCCCCAUCAAAACAUGGGAAUGGUGCAGAAUCAAGUCGGAACCAAGCCGAAUCCUCCCGUUUACGUGGACAUGGACACUUCGCCAGGAUAUCAAGGCUACACUAGCAGCAACAAUGGGGCACAAAAGCAACAAUCCGUCGCAAUUGUGGGGUUCAUUCCGGGCGCUUUUGUUAGCGUGAGGAAUGGUGGCUUCGUCAGCGUCAACUCGGCAGCCGUUGCACAAACCGGAAAUGGUGGAGGUGGAACGAGGGUGCGAUUUGGAAAUAAUCCUUCAAAUGAUCAAACUGGAAGUAAUGAUGGACAUCAAUUUCCGCUUUUGAUCUUCAACAACCAGAACCAAUAAAUUGUGACAGCUUGCAUUUUAAAUAUUUACUCUGACAUGACUGGACUGUUUCAACGGAUGCAAGUACAUAUGUAAUCAUAAAUAAGUAUGCCUACCAUUGUAUUAAUUAUAAUAUUAAGCGGUGCUAUUUUGCUUCAAAUAAACCGAAUUAACACAACUUAAAUACUUAAUAAGCCAUAAAUUUGAUGUGAAAAAUACUAACAUAAUUAUAGACUAAAAAUGCAACUAGUUGUACGUAUUUAGUUUACCGGAAUAAAAUAUUGUUUGGUCUACUUACUUAUUAAACAGAA